AUUUUUCUGGCAAGAAUUUAGAUUUUUUUGUUUGAAACAAUCAUUUAUUGGCCGUAAUCAAUGAUUUUAGAGAUGAGGGGGGUCUAUCAUUGUUAUUGUUGUAAACGACACUAUUCCAAAAACAAGAAAUAUUUAUGAUUUUUGUGUAACAUCGACAUGGCUAGCACAACAAAGUGGUUUGUGUGGGCCUCUGCCCUUUCCCUGGUGGAAAUAGGACUUUUAUUCUCCCAAAGUGAAGUGAGAAGAAUAGGUUACGCAUCCCAGUUUUACUUAGCAGUUGUAUGUUUUGUUGUAUACAGCUCAAGUUGUGUGGUGGAACAGGUUUCGACCGAAAUGUACGACCUCGGAUAUUUCAAAACAAGUCCAAAAGUGUGCUGGUUGGCUAGGCUUGCCCUGGCAGUAGUGACUAUGUUUCUUGCCCCAAUGUGUAUUGUAGUCAUCGGAGUUAACCGCCACAUAGUUGGCAUCAAUCCAAGUUUUUUUACGAUGCUCUUUUACAUUUGUUUUGGUUUCACGUUCCAUUUGUUAACAAUCACGUGGACUAUGAACAGUCUUGCAAGGGUGAUACGUUUCAUUUAUCGCUGCCUCAUACAAGAGAAGGGACCACUCAUUGAACAAACUGUUCGAUCUCAACAUAACUUUGCUCAACUGAAAGCCCUCCUUGGUUUCAUCUACGCCUUUUUCAUAUCUUUUUACGGAGUGUACUACGCAUUUCAACCGCCUAUUAUUAGAAAAGUUCACAUUCCCAUUGAGAAUCUUUCGAAGUCAUUUGACGGGUUCAGAAUCGUUCAACUAUGUGAUAUUCAUCUGGGACCGACAGUCGGAAAGGAACAGUUGGAAGAAGUUAUAGAUGCCGUCCAAAAGCUUCACCCAGAUUUGAUUGUCAUCACCGGAGAUUUGGUGGACGGCCAUGUCCAAGAUCUUAUGGAUGCUGUUGAACCAGCUAAACAUUUACAAGCACCAUAUGGAAAGUUUUUUGUUUCUGGUAACCAUGAAUACCUCACAAGGGAUGUGGAUAACUGGUUUAGACACCUCCGAACACUAGGUUUUGGUAUCCUCCACAAUGACAACACAAAGAUCAAGAAACCUGACUCGUCUGAUGAGUUUUGUUUGGCUGGGGUGGAUGACCAUGAUGCCACAAAGUUCAGUUACAAAGGCCAUGGCAUGGACCUGGACAAAGCAGUUUCAACCUGUGACCCAAAAUACCCAAUCAUACUUCUUGCCCAUCAACCAAAUGCAGCUAAAAUGGCUCUGGAAUCAAAGCAUGAUAUUAAACUUGUUUUAUCUGGCCAUACACACGGUGGUCAGAUGUUCCCUGGCAGUAUUCUCGUCUACUUAGUCAACACCUAUUACGCAGGAUUAUACAAAGUCGGCAAAAGCAAUUACGUUUAUGUUUCCGAGGGCGCCAUCUAUUGGGGAAUUCCAAUGAGAAUCCUGUCGACAAAGGAGAUCACAGAAAUUGUUUUGCAGGCGUCGUGAGGUUGAAAGAAUCUAGCUUCCGAUGAAGCAGAGGUUAAGGGAGAUGUUCUUGAUAACUAUCAGUAUGAAAAUAUGGGAACAGGCGGCACUGUGUACAGUUCCUUAAAGCAUAGAUACUUUUAAAUAGACCUCCAGACGCGUUUCGCCUCAUUUAUUUUGCAUCGCAUAGGCUCGUCAGUGGGGUUACGAUGUGAAUUGUCAGAUGGUUUUUGUCAAGUGACAGGUCUGACGUCGCUGGCUACUGUGCUUGUUGUGGCGACGUUACGUUGGUUGUGACGCAUUGCUACACUGUUGAUAACUCCGGCGUCACGAAGCUGGCCUCGGGUGUACACAGUGCCGCCUGUUCCCAUAUUUUCAUACCUAGAUAAGUAUCAGUGCCAGUGUUCAGUCGGGCAAGGAUCGCUGAUGGCCCGAUUGUGGCGGGGUUUAGCUAUUGCCCAGCAAUCAGCCUGUGUCGGCCUCCACUCGCCAUUUACAACGCAGACGCAGUUUGAUCAAUAGGGACUCCUCAGUCCAGUUGUGUCUGCAGAUGGCCAAAUAUAAAAUACAUUUUUGCUCCUAUCAACAAUAUAGGCCCACAGCAUUUUACAUGCAUGAGUUGAGGGUGCCUUGCCAGUAUUAGCUCUUCACUCGGCUCUCUGUUUCCUCCAGUCUAUUAUCCAGUAUCGUUUACAGAGUUUCUGAAAUCAAAGUUGAUGCUCAGCUCUAAUCUCAAUAUUUUUAUAGCAAGAAAUCAAAGGGGGCAUUUUAGACUUUCGGCAUGUUCAAAAUUCAGGCCCGUAUUGUGUAUCCGUAUUGUUACUUUACAUAUGGUGUUUUCACAUCCUGCACAUUCCCGAUGCGUGAUAAGCGAUAGGGACACUGAUUUACAUGUAAAUGAUCCAUCAUUGUAAAGUUACUUGGAAGAACCAUUUUCAUUUCACCUAUCAAAAGUGUGCCGGAUAUGAAAAUGUCUUACGUUAUAUCGAUAGAGACACGUAACACGGGCAAGAAUUUUGAACUUGCUGAAAGUCCCUAUUAUGGUUUUGGUUUGGUAUGCUUUUUGAUGAAAUCGUUUCGUCGAGCUUUUACUUGUAGUGCUGGCCCAAUGACAUUUGGACAAAAUAAUAAAUUUCAUCCCAACCUUUGCUAGAUUAGAAGGAUGAAGGUGCUUUCAAUCUAGGCUGUGGCUAUUUGUACAGCACCAUAGUUAUGUUGUUUUUCCAUUGAUUCACCUGCUCAGACUCAUUGCUUUUGUAGUAUGUUGAAACCGUUUACUUGGCAUAUUAAAUGUAUAGGCUUUCAGUUUCCAAUGCAGUGGAACCUCCCUUAGCGGACACCUCUCUAUUAAGGACACCCUCUCAAGUAAAACUAAAAGACGCUGCAUCUGGUUCCAAAUGGGUCAUUUCCAUUGAAAGUUACCUUUGUAAUCACGACAUCUCUUAAUCGAGGGCAGUUUUUGUCAGUCCAAAGGGUGGCCUUAAUAGAGAGGUUCUAAUGUCCUUAUUUACUUAGUCCUUCAUGCCUAGUAGACACAUUCAGGCUUCAAUCGUCAUUUUCCACCAAAGAUAUAUAAGCGACCCUUAUAUAUUUUUGGUAUUUUUCAACCUGUUGGUGAAUUGCUCAAAAUGUCAAGCUUAAGUUCGUCAAAUUAUUUUAUCUCUGGUGUCUAUGGUGUUAAUGUAUUAAUGGCACGUUAGCUUUAAUCUUUGCUUGGUGCGAAUUGGCGAUUUACAGGAAUAAUCAAAAAAUAUAUAACCUGUAUAUCCCAAAUAAGUUUUCUUUGAUACUUUUUUGUAAUAGUAGUUUUGAGUCGAAUAUCGGGGAAAAAGCAUUCAAAACAAUUGUUGUUACUAACGCUGGUGUCGAUUUUUGUUGCUGUUAAAGGGGUUUUGUUGUCUUACGUCUUGUUGUCACCACUAUGGUGGUGUCAUGGUAGUCUUGUUGUCACCACUAUGGUGGUGUCAUGGUAGUCUUGUUGUCACCACUAUGGUGGUGUCAUGGUAGUCUUGUUGUCACCGCUACGGUGGUGUCAUGGUAGUCUUGUUGUCACCACUACGGUGGUGUCAUGGUAGUCUUGUUGUCACCACUAUGGUGGUGUCAUGGUAGUCUUGUUGUCACCACUACGGUGGUGUCAUGGUAGUCUUGUUGUCACCACUAUGGUGGUGUCAUGGUAGUCUUGUUGUCACCACUAUGGUGGUGUCAUGAUAGUUAACUUUUAACUAUGGUGGUGCCAUGGUAGUUAACUUUUAACUAUGGUGGUGUCAUGGUAGUUAACUUUUAACUAUGGUGUUGUCAUGGUCGUUAACUUUUAACUAUGGUGGUGCCAUGGUAGUUAACUUUUAACUAUGGUGGUGUCAUGGUAGUUAACUUUUAACUAUGGUGGUGUCAUGGUAGUUAACUUUUAACUAUGGUGGUGUCAUGGUAGUUAACUUUUAACUACCAUGACACCACCACAGUGGUGACAAUAAAAGGAGUUAAGUUUAAAUGUUUUAUCAAGUAUGGCUACUUGGGUUUAUGUGUGAGGUUAUUGGCAGCUGUUUUACAAAUAUAAUUGUAUUGGUUACUUAACGCAUGUCACUGAUAUUGAUAUGAUCAAGAAUUGAUAAAGACUAGCCGUUAUUAAUUAAUAAAGACUAGUCUUUAUUAAUUAAUAAAGACUAGUCUUUAAUAAA
This is a messenger RNA of Lineus longissimus, 4133 nucleotides long. RefSeq names its product transmembrane protein with metallophosphoesterase domain-like. Gene Ontology annotation, molecular function: hydrolase activity. The record is from RefSeq and is a predicted model, not a curated record. The transcript has 5 exons. Lineage: Eukaryota; Metazoa; Nemertea; Pilidiophora; Heteronemertea; Lineidae. Bases 157 to 1479 code for a protein of 440 amino acids.